This is a messenger RNA of Didymella exigua CBS 183.55, 1519 nucleotides long. RefSeq lists its product as uncharacterized. The record is from RefSeq and is a predicted model, not a curated record. The coding region runs from base 120 to 1103 and encodes 327 amino acids. The transcript is spliced from 3 exons. Lineage: Eukaryota; Fungi; Ascomycota; Dothideomycetes; Pleosporales; Didymellaceae.
CCAGCUCACCGCAUUCGUUGCCGCAUAACUGCAGGGUCACGUGUGGUUCUGUCAUCCUAUUACCUAGCACACUGAUUCUGGCUAUCGCCGCGUGACAUCAGCUCACACCACCGCCCUCUAUGGCACCCGACUUGAACACGCUCCCGCCCUCCCCGCUGCAAUCGCCCUCGGCUUCAAACGGCACUUCACGCAACCAGUCGCCUUCAGCAUCCCGCACCAUGGCUGCCUCGCCGCACUCGCUGGCUGCCACUGCGGCAAUGAACGCAGGCAUCCAGAACGAAGAUCAGCGCCGACCUUCUUCCGGCAGCAUUCGGAGAGACGUCGAACGAGCGCGCCGCCGGUCGAGCAUCCGCAUGAACCUCAACUUGAACGACCCAGCUGUGCCCGCUCCUGGUGAGAUGCAGCGCAGUCCAUCGGCCCGUAGUCGAGGCCCAUACAGCCCCCGCCACGAGCGUGCACCCAGCCUGGGCGAGCUGCACCAAGAGCUAGAGUAUGAGCAGGAGGGGCAGGUGAACCGCCUCCUCAACAUGAUCCGCCAGCAGCAAGCCCAGAUCGACACUCUGACAGCUGGACAGCAACAGCCUUCCAACUCGGCCGUCGACGACGGUACACCUACCUCUGAGCGCUCCAUGUCCUUCUCUCGAUCUCAGUCGCAGGCUACCCAUGCGCAUGUUCCCACCUCUGUCAUCUCGCCUCUCCCAAGCGCCGCACAACCCCGCUCACGAUCGCCGUUCAACAUCAGCCGCCAAUCGUCGUUCGCAGACCGCUCAAGAGGUGGCAGCCACACCGGCUCCCCUGCCCUGCGCCCGUUCCCUGGCGCACCGCAUGAGGCUCACGAGAUGCUGCCUAGCUCCGCAACAGGGAGGGACGAGAGCACCUUCUACCAGGCCGAAACUCAGAACCUCACACGAGAGAACCAGAUGCUGAAGCUGAGGAUUAGAGAGCUUGAGCGACAGUUGGCAGAUCAGAACCCUACAAGCCAGAUGACGCACUCGCCCGCGAUCCACUCGAGCCUCGUCCCCACCCCAGGUGGCAGUCGCGACAGCGCGGAGCAGAGCACGGCGACGGAGGCGUCUUCGAACCCAACGGCAUCAGCGGAAUAGAACUCUUCCUUGGACUGCGUUACUGAUCAGGCGUUUGGCGGGGUAUGCAUCACACGAUCUUGACAGGACAUGUCGACGACGAAACGAAUAGCAUGGGACGGAGUUUAGGGUAGCAUUUUCGACCUCGACACAAAUCACACACCUACGAGAAUUUUUGGCUUCGUCCGGGCAACAGUUACGCUGACCAUCUCCAAGCAACACAGUCAGAUUUGUGGCUACCAAGCGCUGCGUAGAUGGCCAUGCGUAGCCAUGCUGAUCAGCACAGAUGAUGAAUGGUCCCUUGCGGGUUGAGCGUGGUGUCAACAUAUCCUCGCUGGUCAUGAAAUUGUGCUAGAUAAGCUUGGGCAACGCGAACGAGCAGAGAUAAACAUGCAGCGUGAUGUAUUUGCGAAUCUAAAUCGGUCACACAUUCCCAU